AUGCGCCGCAGAAUCACCUUCGUCCAACGCCCCGAUUCCCCAUUCGAUCUCGACCAGGCCGUGUUAUCUCGAGAUGCGCUUUCCGUGAGCCAGGUGCUCGCUGCUCGUGAGGAGAGGGUCAUGCUGGGAGUUGAUGAAGUCGAGGAGGAGAAGAUUCGUCAUGUGUUGGAACAAUCGCAUCAGUUACAUAUUCGGUGGGCUAGCGAGGAGGUCUUCGAUGCUGUGACGCCGUUCUCGAGUCGUGUAGCACCCGGACUACAUGUUUUGUGGACGCCGAGGGAGGGAGAAGGGGAGACACACUCGUUAUGUGCACUGCUAAAAGAGGUGUUUGAUGAUGGAUUGAAGUGUUCGAGUCCUGAGACCUCAUUUGUCACCCCCCCGGUGCUCUCGACGCGGUUCGCAGCUACCGCCGCAUACCAAUACCACGCGUUGCUUCCCUCGCUCGGCAAUCUCGUCUCUUAUAUUCAGAAGAACCUCUGUGCCGGGUCAGGCUCCUCCUCCGAAUGUCACCGGCAGGCGGCGUCGUUGGCCUCCGCGGACUCGCUCGAUAUCAACUACGACAGUAUCUCCCACGCGCUGACGUUAACGGGAUACUGGUCUCGUUCUCCGGACGGGGGAUGGACGGAACAGAUCCGGAAACCGGCUGCCGGGGCCGGUCAGCUCGAAGUUGGGCUCCUGGGCACCGAUAAGGCCGUUGAGCCGGAGGAGAUCAAGAUGGGUGGGUUGCUGGGAGUUGUGGGAUCGGAUGAUAAAUUGAAACCCACCCUGUUCUCAUUCCCCUCGCGUCACCAUUCACUCCCCAACGAGGCGACAUACUCCGUCUCGUUUCCCGCCCCUACAGGCUUACAUCCUACGAUGACCAUCUCCAUUCCUCGCUCGGGCUUAGAACCCCCACCGGCGCCGGCAGACGCGACCUGCGCGCUUCACACAUAUCUGACGCUACCGUCGACGAUCUUCGGCGAUAAGUACCAACUCGCCACCACAGACCCGCUCUUCCUGAACUCCCAUCACCUCAAAGCCCUCCGCGCCGUGGCGGGCGAAACAGACCUCGAAGCCCCGGACUGGUUCGUUCCGCGCUGGGGCUCGAACUGGUUACUCGAGCUAGCCACCCCGGAGCAAGCAGAUCAAGACCCAAGCCAAGAUCAACAAGGGGACUGGAACGUAACCAUCCCACUCCAUCUGCGAUACCAGCGUCCAUCUGAAACCGGAUACCGACCGGCUUCAGUGCCCUGGCCCGUCGUCUUCUGGGCCUGUACCACGGAAGAAGGUACCAAGAUGGGAACGAACCCAUUCGAUCGCGUGAAUCUGGGCUGGGAGGGCUUGUUUGGUCCCAGGACGAUGUUCUAUCAGCUCGCGCCUCGUCCUAGGGGCAGCCAUCAGGAGAAUCAUAGACAGCGACUCGUCGAGGACUUGGAUGUUCCGGUUCUGCAAUUGAAGGAGGACGGGUUCUUUCAGGGUAGGACUAUUGAGUUGGGCACUGUUGUUGUCAUCACGUUGGGUUUGCUGUGGGUACUUUGGAAGUUGGGGCUGGUUGUUCGCUCUUCUUCUGGACAGAGGGGGGCUACCAGGACUGAUCAGCAGAAGAAGGCUCAGUGA
Messenger RNA from Aspergillus affinis, 1596 nucleotides. RefSeq lists its product as uncharacterized. The record is from RefSeq and is a predicted model, not a curated record. Gene Ontology annotation, molecular function: mannosyltransferase activity. Gene Ontology annotation, cellular component: endoplasmic reticulum membrane; glycosylphosphatidylinositol-mannosyltransferase I complex. Bases 1 to 1596 code for a protein of 531 amino acids. Lineage: Eukaryota; Fungi; Ascomycota; Eurotiomycetes; Eurotiales; Aspergillaceae. The transcript is spliced from 5 exons. Gene Ontology annotation, biological process: GPI anchor biosynthetic process; protein processing.